Messenger RNA from Aspergillus udagawae, 1494 nucleotides. Its product is annotated as putative MFS multidrug transporter. Gene Ontology annotation, biological process: transmembrane transport. The record is from RefSeq and is a predicted model, not a curated record. The transcript has a single exon. Gene Ontology annotation, molecular function: transmembrane transporter activity. NCBI's taxonomy places the organism in Eukaryota, Fungi, Ascomycota, Eurotiomycetes, Eurotiales, Aspergillaceae. Bases 1 to 1494 code for a protein of 497 amino acids.
AUGCUGUCCAGAGAUACUGACAAGACAGUCUCCUCAGUGAGCUCAGACGUGACCAUCGUGGACUGGGAUGGACCGGACGAUCCAGAAAACCCACUGAACUGGUCCAAGGCGAGAAAAUGGCUCAUCACCUGCGUCUCGCUGCUCAUGACGUUUGUUGCGCUCAUGAACGGCACUAUCAUCACCGUCGCCCAUGAAGCCAUCAACGAGCGAUUUGGGAUCAGCGAUGCCAGCUUUCCGCAUUCGUAUUGGCCCGUGACCUCCUGGGCUCUGGGAGGCGUCUUCUUCUCUCUGCUCAUCCUCCCCAUCAUGGAGGACUUUGGCAUCCGACGCACCUUCCUCUUGACGCAUCUGCUGCUGAUCCUCUUUGUCAUUCCCCAAGGCGUGGCGCAGAACUUUGCGACACUCGUCGUCACGCGUUUCUUCGCCGGCGGCUGCGUCACUGUCAUCGGCAACAGUGCUGCCAGCGUAAUCGGGAAUGUCUGGGCGACAGAGAAGCAGCGCAGUAAGCCCGUCAGUCUCUGGAUUUGGGCCUAUCUGGCGGGAAGCAGCGUGGGCCCGGUGAUUGGAGCGUCCAUCUUCCAAUUUCUGUCCUGGAGAUGGAUCUCUUACCUGCAGUUGAUCUGGUAUGGGGUGUUGUUCCCGAUCAACUUUUUGGUUUUCAAGGAAUCGCGCGCUGCGAUCAUCCUGCACCAGCGUGCGAAGAGGUUGCGCGCCAAAGGCCAGAAUGCGUAUACUCGCCAGGAACUCGAGGCCGAGCCGCUGCGACAGCUGCUGGUCACGAGCAUCCAGCGGCCCCUCAAAAUGCUGGUCACCGAGUAUGUGGUGUUCUUCUCGACGCUGUGGUCGGCCUUUACCGUCGGCACGCUGUACCUCUUCACCCAGUCCGUCGAGCAGGUGUUUGUGGGUUUGUAUGGCUGGGGUCCAGUCGAGGCCGGAUACGUCCAGGCCGCCAUUGUGAUUGGAGAAGUCGCCGGGUGGUUCUUCUCCAUUCCCUCCGCGAAGCUAUACUUUUCUUCUGCCCGUCGCAAUGCCGAGAUGCCUGGUCUCCCGAUCCCUGAAGCACGGCUGUACCUCUCUGUGGCCGGCAGCGUGGUUGGCAUUUCCGGAGGCAUGUUCGUGUACGCGUGGACCUCGUAUCCGACUCUGCCGUGGAUCGCCCCUGCGGUGGGACUGUUCAUGGUAGGGGCAGGGAGUGUCGUGGUGGUCGCUGGACUGGCGGAUUACAUUGUGGAUGCGUACAGCCAGUACGCCGGCAGUGUCAUGGCGUGUUUCGUGCUAGGCGAGAAUACCUUUUCGGCGUUUCUGCCGUUGGCGGCCAUGAGCAUGUAUAACACACUGGGGUUCCAGUGGGCCAGUACGCUGCUGGCGUUUAUCAGCUUGUCUCUGGUACUCGCCCCGAUUGCUUUUAUUGUUUGGGGCAGAAGAGUGCGCGAAAAGAGUCCGUAUAUGCGAGAGGUGAUCAAGGAGAAGAGGAUGCAGGCUGGCUUACAGUGA